AACAAAAUAUGAUGAAUCGAGGCACUAGGAAUAGAAGGGCCAGACCUGGGUCAAGAACCCCACUAGGGUCUUAUAAGAAUCUUCCAAAGUCAAACACAGCUAGGCUUGUUCAUAAGCCUCAAGCUAGUCCUCCCCAGCUGAGCAAGGCAGUUGGACAGAAGCUGCCAGAAAUGAAGCAAAUUGAGCCUUUGACUUCAGAAGAAAUCCUUCUGGUAAAUUUAUACAGGAAGACCACUCUUACUACAAGUUCUUGCGCUGAGAAUGGAGAUGGGCAGAAGUCGGACAAGCCCCAUAAUUCUGUCCUUGAUCAUAUCAGAGAUAUCAAGUCAGAGAUCAAUACCAUGAGCUUGAAGGAAUUAGAGCUCUUACAAAUGUCUACAUCUGGAAAGGAGAAUUCCAGAACUGAAGACCCUCUAAGUCCUCAUAAACCUCCGCUAGCCCUAGAGGAUAGCAAGGUAGAGCAUGUCAGCAUCCCUCAAGAAGGGCAGUCCAAGGCUAAAGCUACUGAAGGAAGCCUCCAGAGGGCUGAGAGCUGCCCACUAGCUUUGAGAGAUACCAACCACCUCACAAUCUACAAAUAACGCUCUUGAAGACGCUUCUGCCCAGAACACCCUUCUCCAGCACCAAAUUCUCGCUUCAAGAAGAAAGACUGCCCAGCUCACCCUCCAAAACGCUGAAAUGAAAGACGCAAUUAUUAACCUGACCGACACCCUCGACCAGCUGACCGGCGGUCAGCUGGUCGAGAGGCUCAGUUGUGACUAA
This is a messenger RNA of Moneuplotes crassus, 762 nucleotides long. The record is from the annotation of a GenBank genome assembly. Lineage: Eukaryota; Ciliophora; Spirotrichea; Euplotida; Euplotidae.